CCAUCACCUACCAUUACCGUCGCCUAAUUGGCCAGAAUUAUUGACAUCUCGGGAGAAACUUCCACCAGCCUAUGAAGAGGGAAACAGCAAGCUAGCUUUCAAUCUAGCUAAAGUUUUUGAUAUAAUCAGUUAGAAUGCUACCUCUUUCUUUGCUGAAGACUGCGCAGAACCACCCUAUGCUGGUGGAACUGAAGAAUGGAGAGACGUACAACGGACAUUUGGUCAGUUGCGACAACUGGAUGAACAUCAACUUGAGAGAAGUAAUCUGCACCUCAAGGGAUGGAGAUAAGUUUUGGAGGAUGCCUGAGUGCUAUAUCAGAGGGAGCACCAUCAAGUAUCUGCGUAUCCCCGAUGAGAUCAUCGACAUGGUGAAGGAGGAGGUGGUGUCCAAGGGCCGUGGGCGAGGCGGCAUGCAGCAGAACAAACAGCAGGGCAAGGGUCGUGGCGGUGGAGCCGGCAGAGGAUUGUUUGGCGGCCGUGGCAGAGGUAUGCCAGGGGUGGGCAGAGGACAGCAGCAACCAGACAACAAAAAACCUGGUAAACCUCAGGGUGUUAAGAACCAGCACUGAGACCCGGAACUGAACAGAGGGAAAACGAAAGAAAGGAGGUCUAGAGUUUUGAGAGUAACUCAAACAAAUCUAAUGAGUUGAGGGUAUUUCACACCAGUAGCUUGUCAUAGUUGUGUGUGGUGGACGAUACUUUCAUUGUGAACUCUCAAAAAUUGUCACAAUAUUUUUUGGGGGUUAAUUAAAAUAAUGUGACUUUUUCCCUCCUGUGCUCCAAUUUAGGGAAAAACAUGUUUUAAUCUUAUUUUUGUCUUUUUGUUUUGUAUUCAGAGCCAUUUAGUUUAUGGUAUAAUAUUUGUUGCCAGUUAUCUGUAGUACACCUGGCAAGUAAUUUGAAUGAGAACUUUAGUUGCUGAUUUAUAUUAUGGAACAUGUCUAAGAAUCUAAAAAAAGUUUUCUCUGGCAUUUAGACUCAUGUUUGUAUCCUAGGGUUUUACGUUUGUGGAUUUUAUUUUUCAUUUUGUACAUCAAAACAAUGUUGUAAUUUAUGUACCAGAGAAGACAUGAAAAUAAAACCUUUUUGUUAAAGA
Messenger RNA from Osmerus eperlanus (European smelt), 1096 nucleotides. RefSeq names its product LSM4 homolog, U6 small nuclear RNA and mRNA degradation associated (gene lsm4). Gene Ontology annotation, cellular component: U6 snRNP; P-body; spliceosomal tri-snRNP complex. The coding region runs from base 135 to 569 and encodes 144 amino acids. Gene Ontology annotation, molecular function: U6 snRNA binding. Gene Ontology annotation, biological process: mRNA splicing, via spliceosome; P-body assembly; spliceosomal snRNP assembly. The record is from RefSeq and is a predicted model, not a curated record. The transcript has 5 exons. Lineage: Eukaryota; Metazoa; Chordata; Actinopteri; Osmeriformes; Osmeridae.